Molecule: messenger RNA, 2979 nt
Organism: Perkinsus marinus ATCC 50983
Lineage: Eukaryota; Perkinsozoa; Perkinsida; Perkinsidae
Exons: 1
Coding region: 1-2979 (992 amino acids)
Source: RefSeq, a predicted model, not a curated record
AUGCCCCCACCAUUCCGCCCACGAGCCAGCAAGUCCUCAUUCAAGCCUGCUCCCGCUCGUGGUGACCGGAAGGCGUUCCUCCGGCAGGAUUUCCCUCGCCCGUUGUCGAGACGUGAGCAGGACUUCCUACACCGCGACAUGGAGCGUGAGCUCAUGAGGGCGCCACCACUACUCCCUACGGCCAAGGAUAUGAGUCUAGUCCAGUCGACUUCUACAGUGUUCAUUCACCCCAAGCUCGACCUGUGUCUCGAUCAAGCAGUGAAGAGUGCUGAUGUCGACCUCGACCGAGCCGUUAAGAACGUCGUCGAUGUAGUGGAGUCGUUACCAUCUCGAGAGGGCCUCACGAGACCGGACCUCCGCAUGCAAGCUCUAGUGACUCGUGUCGCCAAUCGUAUGCAGUUGUCAUCAGUCGAUACGCUCUUCUAUGCAGCCAUGUUGGGCCUCAGUGUCGGCGGCACGAACUGCGACAACAUCUUCGAGGAGCUGCUAUCGGUCAGUCGAGUACAUGAGGUUUCACCGGCCAACCUCGUGAGGCUGUUCCGUGCAAGAGCUCUGGGAACCUGCCCAGGUGAUCGCGAAUGGCAGAUCCUCGCGUCGAUGGUCACCAGUAGUGUCCGACUAGAGGCUCUCGUCCCCCUGUUGGAGUUGCUCUCACUAGCUAAAGUAGAGGAGCCUACCUCCUGGGAGCUGGCCCUUGGGUCCUUAUCGUGGCUUACCUUGUCCGUCCCGGAAUUCCUCACUUGUCUUGGUGCCCUUAAAGCAUGCCCCGAUGUUGAGCUCGCUGCUAAACACUGUGCUAGGGCGGUCCAUGCCCUCGAAUCCGGCUUGGUCUACGAGCUGCUCUCGUUGGCUGAUCGAGACACUCUCCUCUACACACUGGCUAUCCUCAAGCACCGAUUCGAAUCACACGUACUCUGCCCUCACCCAUUACAAGUAGAGGUGGCAGACGGACCGGCUCGGCUGUUGGCUAGAAGGCUAGCGUCGGACAUGAACCUCGAUCAGGCAGCGUUCCCCCGAAUGUGUCGGGUCUCGAUGGCCCUUGUGCAGCUCGGGCGUCUGCCGGACUGGACUGUGAAGGCUAUAGAGAAGCGCUUGGCGUCGCCGAGAUUAUUAUUACUCCCUUCAGCCGGGGUCCAGGCGACAGAUCUGCUUAGUUUACUGUGGGCUUUACAUCGAUGGCCCAACUCGUGGCGUCGAAGACCAGAAUGGGGUGCUCCUGAUGGUCUCGGUACACAGCUCCACAUGGCUCUACGGGCCCAUCUAACGUCUGGUACGAUGACCGCUCGGAUGUUGCUGACAGCUGUUGAAUGUCUGGCAUCAUUCACCACGAGGAAAACCAAACCAGUGCUCCUGGAUGCAAUGCGGGAGGCGGCGAGACUAGCGCUCGAGAACAAGGAAGCUCUCACGCUCAACGAGAUCUGUAUGGCUGCAUCGACCUACACUGUGAGACUCCGGUUUUCGUCGAUCGAACCUCAGACUACGGUCGCCUUCCUGCAGCUCCUCCACCAACGAGGACUGGACAGACUAACGACGCCCCAGUUGGCAGAUCUAUGUGAAGUUCAUUCUCACUCCCGGAUAGUGACUGGUCUUCCGGAGACUUUGGACGCCCUUACUGCGAGGCUUGAAAAUACGGGCGGACUGAUCGCGCCUUCGGUAGCUGCUAGAGUUCUGGUGUCAGGAGCGAUGAUGCAAGCAGUGGCCCCAGAGGGCUUGAUCCUUGCCCUGGGUAAGGCAGUGAAUGCUGCCGAGAAUUUGCAUCCGCGCGUGGCAGCACGAAGCAUCUGGGGUAUCAUCGCAUGGCAAGCUGGACGGCAUGAGGAGCCCGGGUUGACGGGUGAGUUGGAGAAGCUCGUCAUGGCAGUGGCCAGCAGGGAGGCGAUGGAGACUGUACUUGAGCACAGAGCUGUGUCUGGGAUGCUGUGGCAGGCUCUGAGUGCCCCGCAAGCUGAUGCAAGUAUCAGGGGAGUUAUGGAGGGGUACAAGGCCCAUCUGUUGGCUUUAGACCAGCAAGACGACUACAAUAUGUUCCCAUCUGGUCCUAUCCCGGAUCUUGAUGGCCUCUUGGAGCAGGCUGGUCUCGGGCGGAGCGCCUCUCUCGUGGAGGACAAGGAAAUUGGCAGGGAUCCAAGCCUCGUGGCUGGCCCGGAUGGAGCGGGGUCGAUUGCGCCAUCCGAUGAAUUCGAACUGAAUCUGGCCCUUGCUGAGUCACCAUCCGUGGGGACGGACGAGAUAGAGCAGCCUAUGGGCAUCGAUGAUCAGAACGAACACCUCUCGGAAGCGAACUAUGACAUUCGUCAGAUUUUGGGAGAGCACACAUGGAGGCAGCUGGUCGUCGAGAGUGCUGAACGUGAGCGGCUGACUUCGGAGGCCGAGGGGAGCUCAGGAGUCGCUAAUGGAGCGGCACCCGAAGACGAAGAUGAGGACCUCGACUCUCCCAAGGAUGCGUCCUACCUAGCGGGGCUAAGAGCAGCUGCCUUGAAACGAAGCCCUCGUACAACCUUCCCGAAAUUACAAGGCUUGCUGGCUGACAUCCUCAGUGCUCUGAAUGUGUGUCACCGAUUCCCUCGAGUGGGGAUCGAGCUAGAACAUGAAUUGCAUAAGGACAGCGGAGGGUUUGAGUACUUGCCGAGACUCCAUGAGCAAUUCGACUUAGAUUGGCUGCAUAGGGGUGCCAAAAUUGGGAUUAUUGUCCUAGGCCCGAAGAGCUAUGCACUCGACGAUCAGCGGCAUCUACUCUGCGAUGCCAAAAUGUCUGAAAUGCAGUACGAGGCUUCAGGAUUGGACGUGUUGAUUGUGCACUCUGAUCACUUGCAUGCGGCACACGAGGCGGGUGAAGACGAAUUGAAGAAGAGAGUUCGGCGUGCCAACCGCCUGCCCCCACUCGGCAACGAUUGCGAGAUGUUGAAAAGGUGCAUCGAUGUUGUCCUUGGUGUUGAUGAAGGACGAGAUGAGGUUUCAGUGUACUCGCAUGGACUGUAG